Molecule: messenger RNA, 2876 nt
Organism: Macrosteles quadrilineatus (aster leafhopper)
Lineage: Eukaryota; Metazoa; Arthropoda; Insecta; Hemiptera; Cicadellidae
Gene: ced-6
Product: PTB domain-containing engulfment adapter protein 1
Exons: 10
Coding region: 246-1595 (449 amino acids)
Source: RefSeq, a predicted model, not a curated record
AGUGUGUCGCUAUUUGACGUUUCUUCUUGUUGAACUUCUAAACUGUGUUCUGCUUUGCAACUGUCACUGUCAAACUCAUCACUUAAAGUCCAAGUCUCCUUUUGUUAGUGUUAUUGUCAAUAUGCACAUUGUUAUACGUCAUCCUGAAAACUAAGUGUUCAUCAUCUGACUAGGAAAUCUACUCUCUGUCAACUCCCGAAGGUUUAUUCAUAAAAGUUUGAUUUCAGGGGUUCAAGAAGUCUGCCAUGAGGAACUCCAACUUGCUAAAGUGGGGCCAAAACAACAAACAUUUAGAUAAAUCUCAAAACCGCAACUGGAUUCACCAACCAGAAGUUCUGCAGAAGGGGCACAUUGCUUAUCUAGUCAAGUUUUUGGGCAACACUGAAGUCGACCAGCCAAAAGGAAUCGAAGUUGUGAAGGAAGGAAUUAGAAAACUUAAAUUCAACCAUCAGCUUCGUAAAUCAGAAGGUUCCAAAAUUCCAAAAGUUGAACUAACGAUUAGUAUAGAUGGUGUUGCGAUACAGGAGCCCAAAACCAAACGCAUUCUUCACCAGUACCCUCUUCACCGUAUCUCCUACUGCGCAGAUGACAAGGGCGAAAAGAAGUUCUUCAGCUUCAUUGCAAAAGAGUCAGGCGACAACGAACAGCACUCCUGCUUCGUCUUUGUCAGUAAGAACCUUGCGGAAGAAAUAACACUCACUAUUGGACAGGCUUUCGAUCUGGCUUACAAGAGAUUCCUGGAGACCUCAGGACGAGAUUUGGAAGUUCAAAGAAGACUUAUCAUACUGCAGCAAAACGUCAAGAGAUUGGAAGCUGAAAACACUGUUCUGCGACAGAGACUCAAAGAAUUUGCCAAUGGACAAAUACAGAACGUAGAUGAAUAUUGCAGGUACAACAGUAUAUCGGACAUUACAGAAGUUCGUACAAACAACAACAACAACUCUCUACCGACCUUGGAGUCCAACAACAGCCCUAAUGGAACCACAUCCAACGGCACAUCUUCACAGACCAAUGGAUCAAUGCUAUUGCUAAACCUGAGCACCACAAGUCUCAACAAUGGAUCCAGUACUGUAGCACCUCCUGUACCUCCUAGGUCCUUCGAAGCUAAGCCGUUCCCAGAAAAUGACCUCAUUGGGGAUCUAGACACUGUGCCUACAGUAGGAACUAAACUAGAAGGACUCCUGAUGGAUGAACUUGAAGAAGAUUUCAAUCCCAGAGCUUGUGAAAACAACACAAACAAUGGAACUCCAAGCUUCAUAGUAAACAACAACAACGGAAUCCUACUGCCACCUUCUUCUCCUCCCCCUCUAUUGGCGCCGCCUCCUAAGCCUGUCAACGCCAGACGCAGUGUGCCCAAGCAAGGGCCUCCAGCUGAUGUAUUUGGAUCUUCACCAUUCAUGCCAAACAGCAACUCUGACCCGUUCGGAAUGGGAGACUUUAAUGCAUCUGGGGCAGAGCCAUCCCAAGUUGAGCUUGAAAAUGCCAUCGGACUACUAGACAGAAAAAUACUAGAAAUGAAGGAUGGAUUUAGCCGAGGACUUUCAUUUGGGAAUGAAGACUUUUCUUUGGAGAGUUUAGAUCCCCUGAGGAAGUAGGUCCAACUAUAAACCAGAGAAUCUCUUCAAGUCCACACCUUCAUACAAAUCUCUGCGCAAGAAUUAUAUGAAGGGCAUGAUGACCACUACAUUUACUUGAAGAAAUAAUAAUUUAACAGCAUUAUUUCAUACAUUCCAACUACUUUGUAUUAGUGUGAUUUAACUUAAUAACGUAUGGGUUAAUUUUUUCUGCAAAAGACUACAUGCAUUUAUGUUGAGUUAUAUAUCACAGUGACUCUAUGUGCUUAGUAUUUUUUAGAUAAGACUUAAAUAUUGUAGAUAAAUCCGGCUUGUAGCGAGCAAACUGUUCUAAUAUCUCUAUGAAAGUUUAUAUGAUAUUUCUAUAUGCAGAUAUAACUUCUAACUGUUUGUUUGCUUGCAAUCUAUGACUUAUCGCAUUAUUCUUUUUAUUAUAUCUCCUAAAAUUGUGCUUUGAGUAACUAAGAACUUGGACAACUACUGUGGUAUAAUUUAGAUUUUAAUAUAUUUUGUUAAGGUUUGCUGUUAUGUCCUAUACACAAUAUUACUCACAUUCAAGCAUAAGGCACUUGUGUAAUGCACGUUACACUUUGUCUAAUGUUAACAUUACUCAAAGGUUUUUGAGCUUGAUAAGUAAUGUCAGACUUGUUGAGACUAGUUAAAUAUGUGGGACUGUGUUGUUAUUAUAUCUCGGACAUUCUUUAUUUUCCAAACUUGUUAUGUAGUAUGUUAAGGACUCGGUUAUGUAGAUGAAAUGUUCCCUUUCUACUGAACCGCACAAACAUUGUAUUGUCUGUUACUUGGUUUGUAUAUUGUACAUUGUCUCGAGUUUAGAGUAUAGAGGUGGUCAAAUGGCAUGCAAGGUAUUAACAUCACAUGUCUCAUUCAGCCUUGUAUAAAAUAUACCAGUUGUAUUUAUGUGUAUAAAAGAGUAUUUUGAAUUUUCUAACAUAGAGAAUAUAUUUUUAUACUAGUUCUUAAAGCUUCUAUUGGGAAUACUAGUUAAGUGUAAGUAAUGUGUAAAUAUGAAGAAACAUAGCAAGCUGAGGCUGAUUUUAAUCGGCCACUAAAUCUAUAUUUUAUGAAAACAAGCUUUGUUUUAUUGUUAUAUUAAAUGGUUAUAAUUUUGUUUUAUAUUUAUAUAUAUUGAAAGAUUGUAUUUUAUAUAAGUAUUCUUUUAAAGACAACCAAAUAAUAAUAAUAAUAAUAAUAUACUGCUACUUCAAUGUAGUACAGUAAAUGUCCAUAUCAAUUGUCUAUUAUUCUUGUAAAUUUUGAAUUAAAAAGAUAUAUUUAUAUGUA